GGGGAUGUUUGGGGGGCUCCAUUUUCAGAUCUGGCCUUGUGGGAGCUUUGGGAGCUGGAGCUGGGGAAAGUGAGGGACUGUCUGAAGCUGGCUGCUUGGGAUGUGGGUGAGGCCCCGGGGAGCUGGGCUGCAGCCCUGUCACUGCAGCCUGGAGCCCUGCAUUUUCUCUGGAAAAGCUGCUCCCUGUUUCACCAUCUCCUCUCACUCUGAGUCCCAGGGACCCUGCUCAGGCGUCUGCAGGGCAGGAUGGGCCCUGAAAUAUGGCAGCUGGGAGGUUUGCAGCAGUUUCUAAUCCUCCCUCCCCUGCUUCUUCCAGGAGGUACCACAAAAGGAUCUGGCCCCUCUGGGAAAAGAGGGAGAAGCAGCCAAAGCCGAGGAGGAGCGGCAAAGCAAGGAGUUGCUGGUAGGUGCCCAGAGCCCCCUGCCACUGAGAAACAGACGGCAGCUGAGAGGCAGAAGAUCGUCUGGGAGUGGAAGGAGCUGCGAGGGUUUCUGGAGGAGCAGGAGCAGCGGCUGCUGGCCCGGCUGGAAGAGCUAGAGAGAGCCAUUGUCCAGAGAAGGGAUGAGGGCGUCUGCAGCCUGUCCUGGGAGAUUUCCCUGCUCAGUGACAGGGGAGGAGAAAAGGGGCAGCAGCCGCUGAGCCAACCCCUGCAGGGUGCUGGGAGCACUGGGGGCAGCAGGGAGGACGGGACAUUUCGGAAGCCAAAGCCGUCGUUUGCGGAGCUGGAGAAGAGACUCAGCGAUUUCUCUCUGCAAAGUGCCAUGCUGCAGGAGGUGCUGCUGGGAUUCAAAGAGAUGCUGCGACGGGGGCUGGGAAGCGACACAGCCAUCCCAAUGAUGAUUAAUUUCUGGGAAACAUCCUCAGCAGAAUUAUUUGAAAGUGUUGCACCAGACAGUAAAGGCACAGAGGCAGUGGCUUGUGGGAAAGAGGGCGGCAGAGUAACGCCCACCUUUGGCUCCAGAUUGUUCCAGCCUCCCAGGGGACAGGAAAGGGAACUGGCGGUAGUGGAGCCAGUCCAGGGGCCAGUGACCUUCGAGGAGGUGGCUGUGUAUUUCACCAGGGAAGAGUGGGCUCUGCUGGACCCCCGUCAAAGAGCCCUCUGCAGAGACGUCAUGCAGGAGAACUAUGAGAAUGUGACCUCGCUGGGUGUUGGGAUGGUGAGUGAGAACGAGGAGGAGAAUCCCCAGCAGGAAGAUGCUGAGCAAGUAGAACCACAUGAGACAUUAUCAAGAAGACCCAAAGGAAAUGUUUCUGGGAGUUGUGCACUGCCAGAAAAAGAAAAAGCUUGUGAGACUCAGCAGAGGCCAGAGGAAAACUUAAGUAGCCUCUCAGACCUUAUUACACAUGAGAAAAUCAACUUGGAAGAGACACGCUACACAUGCCAUGAGUGUGGGAAAAGCUUCCAUGGGAGUUCAGACCUUUUCACGCAUCAGGGAAUCCACAGAGGAGAGAGACCCUACAUGUGCUCUGAGUGCGGGAAAAGCUUCAGUCGGAGCUCCUACCUUAUCUCACAUCAGAUAAUCCACACAGGUGAGAAACCUUACGGAUGCUCUGAGUGCGGGAAACGCUUCAGUCGGAGCUCCUACCUUAUUGCACAUAGGAGAAUCCACACAGGUGAGAAACCUUAUGGAUGCUCUGAGUGCGGGAAGCACUUCAAUUGGCGCUCACACCUUAUCACACAUAGAAGAAUCCACACAGGUGAGAAACCUCAUGGAUGUGCUGAGUGUGGGAAACGCUUCAGUUGGCGCUCACGCCUUAUCAGACAUCAGAGAAUCCACACAGGAGAGACGCCCUGCACGUGCACUGAGUGUGGGAAAAGCUUUAAUUGGCACUCACAGCUUAUCACACAUCGUAGAAUCCACACAGGUGAGACGCCCUACACGUGUUCUGAGUGUGGGAAACAUUUCAGUCAGAGCUCAAGCCUUGUCACACAUUUGAGACUCCACACAGGAGAGACGCCCUACACAUGCGCGGAGUGCGGGAAAAGCUUCAAUCAGAACUCGCACCUUAUCACACAUCAGAGAAUCCACACGGGAGAGACACCCUACGCAUGCUCCGAGUGCGGGAAAAGCUUCAAACAGAGCUCUGGCCUGAGCAGACAUCAGAGAAUCCAUACAGGAGAGAGACCCUACGCAUGCUCUGAGUGCGGGAAAACUUUCAAAGAGCGCUCAGACCUUCUCAGACAUCAUAGAAUCCACAGUGGAGAGAGACCCUACAGAUGCUCUGCAUCUGGGAAAAGCUUCAAUCAGAGCUCAUUCCCUAUUAGACAUCAGAAAAUCCAAAUGGGAGAGAACUGUAAGAAAUGCCUUGAUUAGGGCUGGCCAAAGAUUUGUUUUUUAAAAAAACACAUUUGCUCAUUCCAAUAUAGUGAUCUUUGCACCAUCUUCACCAUAGUUUCUCAUCUCCCCCAGAUGAGUCACCUGCUUCUGCCUUUUGAAGCUCACACCACUUUGAGGUCGGUCCUGUGAUCUUUUCUAUCAACUCCUUUCCUUUUGACUCGUAGGAGCGUGUGUCCCUCCAGCCAGGAAUGUUCAUCAGCUCCAGGUGGGGUAGAGAGGUUUGAUUCCCAACAAGCAACAUUGAGGCAAAAGCUACCUGUGCCUUACAUCCACUAGGGCUGCACAUUGCGUUGGCUGCUCAAGUUAGUGAUCUUGGUGUAAAAAGACAAUUAUAGUUGCAGAUGCAGCCCAGGUGCAGUGGUUGGCAUUAGCUUUCCCCUUGUCCUGACCUAAACUCCAUCACUUUUCCUAGUCUAAACAAACCCUGAGCAUCACGGUUAUACUGUUCCCCCAUUUCAAAACAAUUGUUAGUCAUCAAGUUUCCCCCUUGGAACAAAUUGUUUCAUUCUCAGUUGCUUGAUGUAGCUUCUGGUUUUGCUGGAGAACAGAUAUUUUUAUUACCAUUUUCCUCACUUAAAAUAUAUUGAACUAUAACAAAGAGCAGGAACAGGGCAGAGAUAGAGGAAAAUGACAUUUCACCAGCUAUAAAAACAGAAGGAGAAAGGGUAAAUCAGAGAGAUUCCCUUAUUCCCCAUCACCAUCCCAACCCCCCGUUGUUCAAUUGGUUAGGUCAAUAUUUUUUAUAAAGGACUGGGAAGAAGAUUCCCUCGUAAAUAACUUGUAACUAAAGUACGCAUGCAUUGGGCUCCCAAAGCCGUUGUGGCCCAGGCCCUGCAGGAGGUCACUUCUGAAGAUAUCUCCUUCCUAAUCAGGUGCAUGUUGCCUUUUAUUUGGGAAAUGCAAUCCCUUUCUGGGUAGAGAUGGGAAAAAUGGAAGUGACAUUUCUGUUCAGCUAACCCCUGAGAGAUGCUGCAAGUGUGUAGAAAAUGGAAUCCAUGUUGAAUGUGCUAUAGCUAACCCCCCUCAUUUUUGCAUAAUUCCCCUUUUUGAAAUUAAAUGCCACAGUGUUGGGCUGUUGAGAUGUUCUUCCCAGCACAGGGAUGUUAAACGUUAUUAUAUUAUGCAGUUUAUUUCGAGCAACUGCAGUUAGUCGGGAGAGUACACACAGGCAGAGUUUCCCCUCCUGAGGUAGGUCUCGGUUAGAUAAACAGUUAAGGCAAGCAUUUAUACCUUUUGUGACAUACAGUAAUGAGAAACAACUGCAUUUUGUUUGUACAUAUUCCUUUCUGAUAGCUUACUUCUCUCAGCAAUUUCUGCUACAGUCUGCAUUCUGUUCUUAUCUAACACAAGGUCAAAAACCAGCAUCUCUUACAGUUCUUUUCCACUCGCCCAGGCCCUGCUUGGAAGUCUCGCAUUAUUAGCUGUUAGAGUUAGCCUGGUAAAUAUCAAAUCCCUGAGAAAACACAGUUAUACGAAGCAAAACGAAAUCACAAACAGAAAAGUCAUUGGAAAUAGAGAAAUAAAAAAGGGAAAUGCAAUUCCCAUCACUUUCUCGUGUCUGGGCCAUUCCUGUAUCGAGAGCACCCACUAAGGUCCCUGUGUGCUUACGAGAAACCUGGAGGAACUCGUACCACAGCCUGUACAUGAAACUCAGCUGCUCCCAGGUGCCGCGGUAAAACCCUUUCCCUGCUGUGAUGUUGAUGGUUUUAUGAAAAUAUGCUAAUGAGUGUGAAUAUAAUGUAACUGGAACAUGCUUCAUGUAAAAGGUGUCUUGUACAGUAUCAUUACAAAGCUUAUUAUCU
Messenger RNA from Chelonoidis abingdonii (Abingdon island giant tortoise), 4142 nucleotides. The record is from RefSeq and is a predicted model, not a curated record. NCBI's taxonomy places the organism in Eukaryota, Metazoa, Chordata, Testudines, Testudinidae.